This is a messenger RNA of Sitophilus oryzae (rice weevil), 6597 nucleotides long. It is a transcript of the gene kto, whose product is annotated as mediator of RNA polymerase II transcription subunit 12. Bases 1 to 6267 code for a protein of 2088 amino acids. Gene Ontology annotation, biological process: regulation of transcription by RNA polymerase II. The transcript is spliced from 33 exons. Gene Ontology annotation, molecular function: transcription coactivator activity. Gene Ontology annotation, cellular component: mediator complex. The record is from RefSeq and is a predicted model, not a curated record. NCBI's taxonomy places the organism in Eukaryota, Metazoa, Arthropoda, Insecta, Coleoptera, Curculionidae.
AUGUUUAAUAGUAGUCAUUUAUAUGAGAAGAGACCUUUAAAAAAACUCAGGAUCGGCCCACCUGAUGUAUAUCCUCAGGAACCUAAACAAAAAGAGGAUGAGUUAACUAGCGUUAACGUUAAACAUGGUUUUCCUACUAUGACACAUUUAAGUGAUGAAUUUGGAACAGCAAGAAAUUGUCCAGUUACUGCAAAUAAAGUGGGAGCCUAUUUUAAUGCUAUUAUUAAUCGAAAAGAAGAGCUUAGUAUGAUGCAUGAUUCAGGCAGAAAACGUCAACAAAUAAAUGCAAAAGAUAACUUUUGGCAUGCCACUGUACGCACUAAAAAUCAUAUUGAAGCAUGGUUUAAAGAUCUCGCUGCAAAUAAGCCAUUAAUGAAUUUGUCGAAAAAAGCACCAAAUUUUAAUAAAAAAGAGGAAAUAUUUAUGAUGCUUACUGAAUAUCAAGUACCUAUGAUGAGAGCUGCAUGGUUUAUUAAAUUAAGUUCAGCAUAUACCGUGGCUGCUUCAGAGGCUAAAAUUAAGAAAAGACAAAUGUCUGACCCCACAACUGAGUGGACUAGCACAUUAAUUAAGUUUCUAAAAGACCAAGUUCCUAAGUUGCAAGAAUAUUAUUCACAAACUGAUAAACCUCCUGUUAAUGCAACUUUAACAACAUUAGCUAAUAAUGAAACGGAACAAAAGUUAGCGUUAAGACAUUGGAUUUACUGUAGUAGAUUAUUAAAGUAUAUGUACGAGGAAGGUUUAAUAGAUAGACAGGAAGUAUUGACAUGUAUUAUUGAAUUAUUAGAAAAACAUGAUAAACCUAAGAGCCAACCACAAGAAGAUGGAAUUUUAAGACUGCUAUUACCAAUCACAUUGCAGUAUUUAGAUGAAUAUGUUCAGUCUGAAUUGUUAUCAAGGAGACUUGCACAUUUUUGUACAAAAAAACUUAAUUUUAUGUUAAACAAUGUUGCUGAUACCAAUAUAAUUACUUCACCCCCGAGUGAAAGUAAAACUGAUAUAAAAGAAAAUGAAAAAGAUGUGAAGAAGGAGAAUGUAGCACCCAAUCCUAUGCAGAGUACCUUAAAUGAAUAUCAGAAUUGUUCUUAUCAUAGAGAUAUGGUUCUCCAACUUAGUACCAUAAUUCAUACAGUGUGUCUCGAAUGCCCUACAGCCUUAGUAUGGUGUCCAACUGGAACUGGAACACAAUGGCAUGGUUCUCCUUUAGACCAUAUACCUACAGUGCCUUCGGUACUUCCUAUGCCAGCUCGUUGUGACAUGAACACGUAUAGAAAACAAGUUCAACAUGCAGAACAUUGCAUUAGGGAGAGGAGUAAACGCGCUGAAGGAAAAUGGUGCAUGGAAAAAUGGCAAGCUAGUGCUGCUGGCACUGUAACAACUAGGGUAUUAGCUGCUUUGGACGCACUAGAUCGACAUCGUUUUGAUAAAAUGGACUCGACUAAUUCCUUAGAUACAUUAUAUAUUAAAGUUUUUAUGGGGUCAGGUGAUCAAGAAAACGCUAUUGUUAAGUUAUUAUGUGAAUGGGCUGUAUCACCGGAAAGAACUGGUGAACACAGAGCUUUAGCUGUUGCAGCUUUAUUAGAUAGGAGACAAUCUGAUGUAAAUCCCUCUGAAAAUCAAGACACUACUCAGGGCGAUGACAAAGACAGCAAUAGUUCGGUUCCUGGUGGCCCUCCAAUGUUUCAGUCGCUGCUAAUGAAAUUUUUGGAUACAGAUGCACCUCUACCGAGUCCAGAGGAUUGCGCUCAAAAAAAAACUGCUUUCUCAAACUUAGUGCAUCUGUUCUCUGAAUUGAUACGAAGAGAUGUAUUUUCCCAUGAUGCUUACAUGUGCACUCUGAUAUCUAGAGGAGAUUUAAUAGGGCACGAAGAAAACUCAGAAAGUAUGACUAAUACCUAUAACAAAAUGGAGCCUAUGGACUAUGAUGACGCUGAUGUCGAUCAUGACUUAGACAAACUUCUUCAAAAUAUCAAAGAGGAUCAACAGAACUCUAUGGAUGUUCCUGAUAGUCCUAAAGAUCAUGAUCAGGGCCAUCAUUCUCAUAUUCCUAAUAUGGGUCAUGUUCCUAUAGAAAAUUGUCAUGGUGAUCAUAAGAUUAAACCAUCGCGUCAUUUUCUCUACACGACGCAUUUUCCUCUUAGUCAAGAUGACCCAUUCAGCCAACAUGACUGCAAUCAACGUCAUGUACUUCUUUACGGCGUUGGAAAAGUUAGAGACGAAGCUAGACACACUGUAAAGAAAAUGUCCAAAGAAAUAUGUAAACUAUUUUCGAAAAAGUUUAGUGUUGAUGUGGCUGAAGGUGGCAAGGUGAAGAAACAUUCUAGAAAUGAAUUUAACUUCGAAGCUACCACACAAAAAUGUCAGAGUUUAAGUUAUUUUGAUCAGCAUGUGGUCACUUGGCAAUGCAGUGUUACAGUUAUAGAAAUGCUGAAUUCGUUUGCCACUGGAAAUUCAAACUAUUUGCCCGUGCAAGAGCAUGUAGCUUUUUUAUUUGACCUCAUGGAAUUAGCUUUAAAUAUAUAUGGAUUGAUUGAUGUUUGUAUUCAAAUUUUAAAGGAGCUUCCAGAAGUCGAAAAUCAGUUAUAUAAUAAAAACUCUGUUUUAAGCAGAAAUUACACAACAGGGUUAAGUCUAUACGUCGUUGGUGUUCUGAGGCGGUACCAUUGCUGUUUAUUACUAUCACCAGAACAAACAUCUGCUGUUUUUGAAGGCCUGUGUAAAGUGGUAAAGCACGUUAGUAACCCCGGCGAUUGUAGUUCGGCCGAACGUUGUAUACUUGCUCAUUUAUAUGAUCUGUAUUCAUCGUGUAACCUCCUUAAAUCUAAACCCUAUACUGUGGAACCGUUUGGAAACGCAUAUCCAAAGAUUAAACAAGCGCUAUAUAGCGGUUUAGUAUUGCAGCCUACGAGUAACGCUUACGUUUAUAAUCCUCAGUUUAUGCAAGAACUUUUAAAAAAUCCAAGGAGGGUCGGCAGAAUAGAAGCAUCUUGGACCAAACAAUUAAAUGAAAGUGGGAAUAAUAGGUAUUCCUUUGUUUGUAAUGCUAUGAUCCGAGUAUGCUGUAAGGAUCCAGACAACGAUCGUCUCAACGACAAUGAGAGACUCAACGAUCUGGCUAUUCUCUGUGCCGAAAUGACAGCCUGUUGUAAUUCCCUCGCAUCUGAAUGGCUAGGAGUCCUGUUAGGUUUGUGUAGCCCAAAAUCCCCACCAGAGUAUUACACAGACGUUUUAAACGAGGUUAAAAUUGAGGACGUUACUAUUCAUAAUUCUUUAGCUGUUUUUAUUUGUAUAUUAAUUGCCAGACAUUGCUUCUCUCUGGAAGAUUUUGUUCGAACGGUUGCGUUACCUAGUCUGUUAAAAGUUAAAUCUUUGGAGUCUUCAAGCGGUUUGACAGAGGCGGGCAUGCGUUUGACUUGUCAUUUGCUCCUGAGGCUGUUUCGAACGGCCGAAGGUCCCCAGCCGGGGUUAUAUUCCGUAGGGUCUCCGCCCUUAACACCACCAAGGCUACCUCUUGGUGUGCGGUUAAGUUGUGAUCGACAUUUAUUGGCAGCUGCCCAUAGAAAUAUAGAUGUUGGACCAGUCUUAGCAGUAUUAAAAGCUGUGUUAAUAGUGGGUGAUGCAACGGCUAAAGAAGCCGAAAUAAGUCUGUCAAAUAUUUUGGGCACAAGCGACAGCGGUGUCGAUGGACCAAAUUUGGAUUUGCCGGUAAACCUGGACGUAUGCAGCGCACGGACAGCACAUAGACAAAUCAGUACCGGUAAUCCCGAAGCUACAGCUUCUCUUUCGGCGUUUGCCAAUCACGUAUUAAGAGAAAUUUGUUCGCAACAGUGGGUGCUUGACAGGUGUUUAUGUCAUCCGGAAAAAUUAUGCGACAGCGAUAAUCUAUUAGACGACCUUUUGACGCACUCGCAGGCUCAAAGACUUUUGCACAUGAUUUGUUAUCCAGAAGUCGCGGCAACUAUUGACUCACUGGAUCAGAAAAGCAUGAUUAGCAGAAUACUAGAGAAUCUUGAACUUUGGACAUUGCGUAUGUCAUGGCUGGACCUGCAACUUAUGUUCAAGCAAUACAGUGCAAACACUCCCGAACUUUCACAAUGGCUGGAUAUUGUGGCAAAGGCUGCUAUCGAUGUUUUCCAGUUGAACGCUCCAUUAGUUACCAGCCCUAGGGGUGAGGACUCUAAGAAAUCCGAAGCUAGGAAUAAAAACAGCUCUAUAUGGCUUGUCGCGCCUCUAGUGUCAAAACUUCCAAGUGCGAUACAAGGACGAGUUUUAAAAGUGGCUGGGCAGGUUCUCGAAAGCGGUGGGUGGCAUUGUAAAGAACAAAAACCAGUAUUAAAAUCGCGGAGCACCGGCGACCCGCAAAGUUUGUUAACGCAUCAGCCCUUUUUGAGUCUAGUUUUGACGUGUCUUAAAGGACAAGAAGAAGGCCAGAAAGAAGGGUUAUUAUCGUCAUUGCACCAACAGUUAACACAAUUGGUUCAGCAAGCCAAGGAGGGAAGUUUACAAGACACAUGUCAUAGUGACAGGACACUGGAUGGAUUACAGUUAAGAUUUGCUUUAGUCGGCGGUGUAUUUGAGGCAUUUCAGAGAAAUAGCUCUGCAACUACAGAUUGGGCUUUACUAUUGGUUCAAUUAGUUACUCAUGGCAUUAUAGAUCUACACACAAACAGUAAACUAUUUACAACAAUUGUAGAUAUGUUAGCUACUUUGAUACAUUCUGCUUUGGCCACAGAUACACAGGACGAUGGCAAGAAAAUGCACCAAAAUCUUAUGAAAAAGAUUAAAAAAGAAAUAGGGGAGAGACAAAACGCGUCCAUCCAACAUAUUAAACAGCUUUUACCGUUGCCCAGAAUAACUACAGAAAUUAUAGCUGUUGAACCAGCCGGAUUGACUGAUAGCAAAGGAAAUAAAAUAAGCUUUGACAACCUCGAUCGAAAGCACGAUUUAAAGAUCGUUGACAAACAGAGAGUAGGUAGCUGGGACAUUUUGGAGGGAAUGAAGAACCCUCCGCCCCUUUCGUGGGCCUGGUUUGGCGCGGUCAGAAUCGAAAGGAAACCGCUGACAGGCGAAGAUACGCACCGAAUCCUAAAAUUCCACACGCACAACCUACAGAAACCGGCCAGUCACUACUUGGACGCUCCUCCUCUACCGCCCGAAGAUCUGGAACCUAUUCCCGACAAACCGUGCUCUACGUUUCAGGCCGACACGCCCACAUCGGUGGACCAGAGUCCUGCUGCUCUAGGCAAAGGCAGGGGGAAGGGACAGAGGAAAAGAAAGCAGAAACCGGGACCGAUGCACGUCAACCCGAUGACGAUGGGUCAGAAUCCUUUGGCUCAAACCACCCCCGGUAUGGGCAUGGGAAUGACGGGAAACAAUCCCCAGAUGACGCACGCUAUGAGCGGAUAUGGUCAGAAUACAGGUAUGCAACAAAAUCAACAGUAUGCAGGAAAUCCGGCACAACAAUGGUAUGGACCAAAUCCCAAUCCGCAACAAAAUUAUGGCUAUCCCGGUAUGGCGGUUAAUCGAUUUGAUCGUCCACAACUCAACAACACCUCCAAACAGGCUCUCUCCAACAUGUUACGUCAAAGACAUCCACCCAACAACUAUAUGCCUGGAAUGCCUAGUAAUCAAGUGGUCCAAACACCUCCAAACGCUUCUUAUGGACAAAUACAGAGGUUUCCUCGUCAAGGUUUGAGGCAACAACAUCCUGGGGCGAUGCAGCCGAAUCAAAGUAUGUUUGCAAAUCAGUAUGGAAAUAUGCAAGGUGGAAUGGGCAACCAGUAUGGCAACUUCGGCGGUAACACGCAAAUAAUGCAAGGAAACAUACAAAAUAAUCAAAUGAUACAAGCUCCACAAGGAAAUAUGUUUGCUGGUCAGCAACAAGGGUUUGGCCAGCCCAGGCCUACCCAACCUGAUUUUCGACAAAUGACAGCCAACCCUAGGGCCCCAUAUAUGCAACAAGCGCCUAACGUCACUAUGAACACUAACAUGGGAGCAAUAGGUGGCAUGGGCAAUCAAGGUGGUCCCGCCCCUCCUUACUCCAGACCCGGACAAGUUAUGCAACCUGGAGUACAAAAUCAGCAAACUCAGUUCCAGCAACAACAGAGGAUGAGAAUGAUAGCCCUCCAACAACAGCAACAGCAGCAGCAACAACAACAACAGGGUGGACCUGGAGGCAACCAGCCUAGCCAUACUUUAGUAGCCCAUUUACAGAGGCAACAAAUGAACCCCAAUGCUUAUCAUCAACCUCCCCCUUAUAAUAUGUAAUCAAAAUUUGAAACAAAUAUUAAGUGAGAUUUAGUUUAUGUAUUAAAAAGAUCGAUUAAACAAAAAAACAUUUAUGGUAGAUUCAGAAUGUUAAGGACAUUAUAUCAAAUUUUCUUCUUAUCGGUUGUGUGAUAUUAAAUUUGCAUAAGUAUGCAAGAAAUAUUUUAAUCAAAUUAUUAUUUUAAGAAUAAAAUGUGUGCUUCAUAAAUCAAUUUUUUGUGAUUUUCAAUAUUAAAUUAUAUUUUAAAUAUAUUAAUUGCACUUUUUAUAGUUGCUGAAUUUUUAAUUAUUGUGUAUAUAUAUUUAGCAAUUAAACUUUAUACUACAGUA